GAAGGUAGGCCUGCCCUGCCCACGGUGGCAAGGAAGUAGCGCGGUAUGGAAAUGCCACGCCUGGGUUCAGUGCCUGUCUCCCAUUCUCCUCUCUCCACGGGAUCCUGCCUGCUCCCGCCGGUCUGGCAGGUGGACACGGGCCGGGAGUCUGCGGUUGAGCCAAGCGGGUGCAGCGCCGGCCGUCGGAAAGGUGUGGAGGGAAAGAGGUGGCUGGCUAACAUGUGCACGACCGGGAGGGCGGCCCCUGGCCCGCCGGGCGACCUUGGGGGAGCGGGCUCCGUCUCUGGGCGAAGGUGUGCAGUUCCCGCUACCUGCCGGUCCGGCGGCGCUCUGGCUUCCUCUCCCUUUUCCGGCGGCCCUUUGCCAGGUCGGCCUAAGCUGGCUUCUCCCAGAUGCAUGCAAGGAUAUUAGAAUGUACAAGGAGACACCUUCUGCCGGCCAGCCUUUUGCUUUUAAUUGUAUAAACCUGUCACCAACAUCUGGGAAAGUACAUGUAACAUGGUAUAAAUAUCCUGGCAAAAGCCCAAUAUCCACAAAUGCACAGUCCAGAAUUCACCAGGAGCAAAACUGGAUUUUGUUUCUCCCCCUGACACAGGAGGACACUGGGAUCUACCAAUGUGUCAUAAACUAUACAAACACCUGUCACAGAAUCCAUGUAAACCUAACUGUGUUAAGAAAAUAUUGGUAUUGUUUUUCUGGAAACAGUCAACUGAUUUUAUCAGAUGAAUACAAACAAAUAUUACAUGCCGGAAAAGACGACAGUCUUACCUGUCAUCUGAACUUCCCACAGAGUUGUGUUUUGGAUUCAAUAACGUGGUACAAGGACUGUAAAGAGAUUAAAGGAGGACGGUUUACUCGUUGGAGAGUUAAGCUCUCAGUGAGCAACGUUUCAGCAGAGGACGGAGGGGACUACGCGUGUCAAGCCCAACUGACACACACAGGGAAGCGGUACACUAUUUUAAACAGCAUCACUGUGAAUAUCACAGAAACACAUGGAUAUGCAGGAAGAAUUCCUAAAAUCAUUUACCCAAAAAACAAUUCAAUUGAAGUACAACCUGGCACUACCCUUACUGUAGACUGCAAUAUAACAGACACAAGGGAUAAUACAAAUCUCCGAUCCUGGAGAGUCAAUGACACCUUGGUGGAUGAUUACUACAAUGAAUCCAAACGAAUCAGAGAAGGAUUUGAAUCUCACAUUUCUUUCCAGAAACAUAUUUUUUACACAGUGAACAUAACCUUCUCAGAAGUGAAAAUGGAAGAUUAUGGCCAUCCUUUCAUUUGCCAUGCUGGGGUGUCGGCAGCCUACUUUAUUUUAAAACUCCCAGCCCCGGAUGUUCAAGCUUACUUGAUAGGAGGGCUUGUCACCCUGAUAGGCGCAGCAGUGUCUGUCACAUACAUCUACAACAUUUUUAAGAUUGACAUUGUACUCUGGUAUCGAAGUGCCUUCCUUUCUACUGAGAUCAAAGAAGAUGGGAAGCUGUAUGAUGCCUAUGUCUUGUACCCCAAGCCCCAAAGAGAAAUCCAGAGUCCUGAGGUGGACACACUGGUGUUGAAGAUUCUGCCCGAGGUGCUGGAGAGGCAGUGUGGAUACAAAUUAUUUAUAUUUGGUAGGGAUGAAUUUCCUGGACAAGCUGUGGCCAAUGUCAUUGAUGAAAACAUCAAGCUGUGCAGGAGGCUGAUCAUCAUCAUAGUUCCUGAAUUCCUGAGCUUUGACCUGUUAAAGAACAUGUCCGAAGAACAAAUCGCAGUCUAUAAUGCACUCAUCCAGGAUGGGAUGAAGGUCAUUCUGAUUGAACUGGAGAAGGUCAAGGACUACACGGCCAUGCCAGAGUCAAUUCAGUACAUCAAGCAGAAGCACGGGGCCAUCCAGUGGAGUGGGGACUUCACAGAGCAGUCACAGUGUGCAAAGACCAAGUUCUGGAAAAAGGUGAGAUAUCACAUGCCACCCAAAAGGCCUCCACCGUCUUCUUCCGCCCAGAUGCUGAAGCACAUGUACUGAGACCUCAUAGCCGGCAAGUGGGGGGCCAAGGUGGGUUCAUCACCAGUGAUGGCAUUGUUGGCACGGGGUGGCUUACAGAGGGACAACGAUGCAUCACACUUGGACCAUCUGCUUGAAGCUUGCUACCGUAUAUACUUGUUGUGAGAGGG
Messenger RNA from Neofelis nebulosa (Clouded leopard), 2148 nucleotides. RefSeq names its product interleukin 1 receptor like 2 (gene IL36R). Lineage: Eukaryota; Metazoa; Chordata; Mammalia; Carnivora; Felidae. Gene Ontology annotation, molecular function: interleukin-1, type I, activating receptor activity. The coding region runs from base 413 to 1999 and encodes 528 amino acids. The record is from RefSeq and is a predicted model, not a curated record. Gene Ontology annotation, biological process: signal transduction; regulation of inflammatory response. The transcript is spliced from 10 exons.